Molecule: messenger RNA, 2858 nt
Organism: Aquila chrysaetos chrysaetos
Lineage: Eukaryota; Metazoa; Chordata; Aves; Accipitriformes; Accipitridae
Gene: IL12B
Product: interleukin 12B
Exons: 8
Coding region: 263-1210 (315 amino acids)
Biological process (GO): cytokine-mediated signaling pathway; immunoglobulin mediated immune response
Cellular component (GO): external side of plasma membrane
Molecular function (GO): cytokine receptor activity; protein binding
Source: RefSeq, a predicted model, not a curated record
AUUGUAACAAUCUCAUAAUCUCAUUUCCUCUUUAAAGUUUACCUGGGAGUCCCAAACUUUUUUUUUUUUUUGCCUUAGCUCUGUCACUAUGUAAAAAAGGAACUCAAGCCACGUGUUGCAAUUCUGUGGUAUUGCGGUGAAAUGAAGCAUCCCUUUCCUUUCAGAGUUUAGAAGUAUUUAUAAGGGAGACAGCAUUUUGCUUCCUUCAGAUCACAAAAUCAACCUGCCUGGCAACUUCAGCUAACAGGCAUCACGGAAAAAGAUGUCUCACCUACUAUUUGCCUUACUUUCAUUAUUUUCCUUUGCUGCCCUUCUGGAAGCACAGUGGAAACUGAGGGAAAAUGUGUACGUCAUAGAAUCACAGUGGAAUGAUGAGACACCAGCUAAAAGAGUGGAGCUCACCUGUAACACAUCUGAUGAAGCACUGCCAGUUUACUGGAAAAAGGGCAGCGAACUGCAAGGAACUGGAAAGACUCUGAUUGCCGAAGUGAAAGAGUUCCCAGAUGCUGGCAACUAUACCUGUCUGACUGCUAAUACCCAUGAAAUCAUCAGCUAUGAUUUCUUCCUCAUAACUAAAAUAGACUCUAAUGGGCAAAUGAUAAGAUCAAUUCUGAAAAGCUUUAAAGAACCAAACAGGACAUUUUUAAAAUGCGAGGCAAAGAACUACUCUGGAAUUUUCAUGUGUUCAUGGAUGACAGAAAAUGAGAGUCCAAAUGUGAAGUUCACAAUCAGAAGUCUAAAAGGGUCUCAAGGAGAUGUAACCUGCAGCAGUCCUAUAGCUCACACUGAUAAAUCAGUGACUGAAUACACAGCCCAGUGCCAGAAAGAAAACUACUGCCCAUUUGCUGAAGAGCACCAGCCAAUUGAGAUGUUCCUGGAGGUCAUUGACGAGGUGGAAUAUGAGAACUACACUAGCAGCUUCUUCAUCAGAGAUAUCAUAAAACCCGACCCACCCCAAUGUCAGUAUGCAGCCACAAAUGGAACAGUAACCUGGACAUAUCCCAGAACAUGGAGCACACCAAAGUCCUACUUCCCUUUGACUUUCAGGGUCAAAGUUGAAAGUACAAAGAAACACAAAAGCCAGGUCUAUGAUGCUGAUGAGCAGUCUAUUCAGAUUCCAAUGACUGGGCCAAAAGACAAGAUCUCUGUGCAGGCCAGGGAUCGCUAUUACAAUUCAUCCUGGAGUGAGUGGUCUUCACUUUGCAGAUAACCAGUAAGAGCUUCUAGGAGAAUGGCACAAUGCUCCUAAAGAAAGCAAAGAAUGAAUUAGCACAAGAACAUAAGCAUAAUUAGAAGAAAAAUCUGCAUUUGAGAUUAUUAAGAAGCCAUACCAUAACUUUUUUGUAAUAGAUUAAUAUGGUCCUGAUUUUGGCAGCUCUUUUAAAUUCCCCAGAUUUGAGUAACACUUUUAGCAUACAUCAUGUUAUAUUAACAUGUAUAGUAUUUUGAUACAUUGCUGUCAGCUAUUAUUGUACGUUCCACGUAUUAUUCUAUUGCAUUUAUUUAUUUAUUUAUUUAUUUAUUUAUUUAUUUAUUAUUUACUUGAUAUGACUUGCAAUGCCAGAUUAUGGCAGUUGCUAUUCAAACUGUUUCAUGUGUUAAUUUAUUUAGAAAGUAACUUACUGAAAGAACUGGUUUAGUAUUCCAUUAUUUAACGGUUUAAUUAUUUGAUUAUUUAAUUAUUUAUUUUUAUUUAUUUUGUUGAAAUGUAUCAGCAUAGAAAGCCUUGGCUGCAUGAGGCAGCUAUGUAUCAUGUAUCAGGGCCAUCCUCAUCCUCCAAUCUGAUGGCAGUCAUUUUAGUAAAAGAAGGAAUUGCAAGUUCAGAGUCCUAGAAAUGUUAGCUGCUGCAUUUUGUCAGCUGUCUGUGCUUACAUCAUGUUGAUGCCCAACUGCUGAACACUGCAAAUGGUUGUUGCAUGAGAGAUAAACCACUCUCAAAGCUCUGCGCUUGCAGCUGAACCCAAGCUGCAGUGGAAGCAAUGGAAGUGCUAGUGUCUAGGCAGCUUUGAGGUGCUGUGGUUGAAAGAGUCCUGUUGCCACCUCUCAUGAACAUGAAAGGAAAUGGGAGCCAGAAGCUGAAUAUAACAUCUCCUAAACAAAACUCCCUUUCUUUCAUGCUUGUGAUCACUAGAUGCUCUUUAUUCAGUACUCAUGUGUACCCAGUGCAUCUCUCGCAGUGGAGUUUUCUGGCAAUAAAAUUAAUUCAGACCUGCUGUGCCACAGGCAAAACCACAAUGCACAAGCAGUCAGGAAUCUGCAACUGAAACCAAGGCAGCUUAAAUUAUUUAAAAGUUUAACUGCCGUGUAUCUGAUAUUUCAGCAAGCAAUUGCUAACUGGUUUUAUAUGUGGAUGUUAAGCAUCUAAUUAAAGUUAGAGCUUUAGAAUACAGAUUUUUAUAGUUCAUUUUGAAAGUAUUUCCCUACUACUGCAACAUAUGCUAGGUGUCUUCACAGAACCUUAGGAAAAAAACCUCAAAUCCUGGUUCUGAACUGCUUAUAGUGUAAGCCCCCAGGCAUGGAAAGAAGCAGAAGCAUGUGUUGAAGCCUAUACAUUUUUGUCAAACCACCGAAGUCCUGACUUUCAAGAGGGCAAAAUACAUUAAAAUAUCUUUGAGUAUUUAGGCCUUAAUCCCUGAUACAGAAUCACUGAAAUUAAAGAAAGACUUCCAUUGUGACCAUGCUUCGUUUUUUUCCAGUCUUAGCAAUGGGUGGUAAUUUAAGAUAUUUAAACAUUGAAAUGUGGGAAGUAUCUGAUAUUUCAGAAAACUGUUGAUAAUCUAGCUACAAGUGCCGUUAGUAUUUAUUAAGUGUACGCAUCUUAUUUCUGCUAUAAAUGCAAUUUACUGUGCUUGUUUUAC